UCUCUCUCUCUCUCUCCCCCCCCUCUCAAGGCUCACCUCUAUUUCUUCCUCAUCUUUCCGGGACCUCCGAGUCUCCCUGCUCCCCCCACCCACCCGGACCCGGCGCGGCGCUCUGCAGGCGGAGGAGACCAGGGGGAGACCGGCGGCGAGUCGCCUCUCGUUUGAUUCCUCCACGGGGUCCUGCCUGCCCUCGGUUCGGCGUUCUCGGACCUGCAUUCCCUCUCCGCGGAGAACUGGUUCCGACGCGUUCGCGAGGCCGAGGGGUUCUAAUCCGCUUCGGGUUCUUCGAUUCUGCUUAUCCCCUCGUCGGUUCCCGUUCAAUCACUCGGCGUGGUACUUGAUGAGGAGGCUGCUGUGAGGAAACAACUCCGCGACGCGAGAACAGCUGGUGAGACGAAGUGCCAAGAAAGCCAGAGACGACCAAAUGGCAACUGACUCCUCGGCUCUGCAAGCUUCAUCUGACUCGAUUGCGCAAAAGAUGGGGUUCUUCAGAGUCCCUGACCUUCUUAUCAAACUGAGCACCAGUUUGAGCGAAUUGGAUGUGGUCCGCAGUCCAACAUCGCCCCUAGACCUCAAGUUCUUCACAGGCCUUGGUAACAAAUCACCCAGAUCAUCUUCCCUUGAGGCCUGCCAGAACCAGAAGAUCUUGCUUGGUGACAGGGUUGGUCUUGGACUUGUGGAUUCCCUUGCUGAUGAGAAUCCCACCCCUCUGGGCGGUAGGAAGGUCCUUCUUGGAUCUGAGAUGAGGAUUACUGAUAAUCUAUCCCGCAAGAACAGCUCCACUGCUCCUGUUCAAGCUGGGGAGGUUGAACAGAAGGAUGAUAAUAUGUCUGAUGGACUCGAUGGUAGUAUCAUGUCCCUUGGUGACAUUGUCAAUUCAGAGGAUUACACCUGUGUUGUUUCCCGUGGCCCAAACCCUAAAACUACCCACAUUUUUGGAGAUCGUGUUUUUGAGCUUCAAGUUGAGCACCUGAUGCCUGGUGAAAGUAAGGAUGAGGAGAACACGUCUCCUCUUGUGAAAGAGGGUGCCAUGAGCUUCUGUAGUUUUUGCAGUGAGAAACUCAAAGAAGGGACAGAUAUCUACAUCUAUCAGGGUGACAAAGCCUUUUGCAGCGCAGAGUGCAGGGAGAAUUUCAUGGAAGAUGAGAUGGAAGAAGGUGAAUCCAUGAUAUAUAAUCCUGCACCUCCUAGCAGCUCACCUUUGGACAAUGGUCCUAUUUUCCAACUGAUCCGUUGAGUGAAAAUCAGCAACAACUUGAUAUGGUCGUAUCUGAAGUGCUGUCUGAGGUUAAUAAUUUGCAGCCAUGGAUGUGAUCAUGUUUGUGGAGUUGUUGCCUGGAGAUUUUGUUUGUGCGGCGCUGAUGACUUUACCUCACAUAUUGAUUUCUUUGUUUUGCGUACUUGGAUCCUCGAAUUUUUUGGAGGACUCCGAAGAAUGACUGUACCUCUGGUCAUAUUAUUAUUUUGAUCGGAGAUGGGCGUGUGUGCGCGUGUCUGAACUUCAGUUUGGUUGUUUGGACCUCAUUUUCAGUGGCUGUCGGAUGUUCGACGCUUCUGUUACUAUCAUGUAUCUGAACCUAUGUUUUCAGUAUGUAUUUUGGAAAGGAUAUGAUAAGCUAUAAUAUCAAUAAAUGUUCUGUU
This is a messenger RNA of Panicum hallii, 1641 nucleotides long. RefSeq names its product protein MARD1. The record is from RefSeq and is a predicted model, not a curated record. Lineage: Eukaryota; Viridiplantae; Streptophyta; Magnoliopsida; Poales; Poaceae. The transcript has 4 exons. Bases 425 to 1237 code for a protein of 270 amino acids.